Messenger RNA from Frankliniella occidentalis (western flower thrips), 3414 nucleotides. RefSeq names its product PHD finger protein 14. Gene Ontology annotation, biological process: regulation of transcription by RNA polymerase II. Bases 155 to 2863 code for a protein of 902 amino acids. The record is from RefSeq and is a predicted model, not a curated record. The transcript has 17 exons. NCBI's taxonomy places the organism in Eukaryota, Metazoa, Arthropoda, Insecta, Thysanoptera, Thripidae.
CCCUAACCGCAAUUUCUUCAAGGCGGAAUACGGGAUGGGAUGGAAGUUUACAAAAAUCAACGACAUCCAUUUCUCCUUGAUUUUUUUGUGAAAUUUACCUUUCGAGGGACUCAAGUGGUGGCCUAAGGACCAGCGGCGGGCUUCCACGUUCAAAAUGAGCUGGCUUUCUAUUUUUGCAGGUGAAAGGGACCCUAAUAAACGUAAAGUCAAACCAGUUGAACAACCACUGUUUGAUUUAGAUUUAGAGAGCUCUGAUGACAGUGAUUUUAACCCUGAAGAACACAAAGAUGGUUCAGAUGACUCUUUAGAUUCCAAUGAUGAAGGGAGCAAACAAGGUAGUGGAAGUGAUGAUAGUGAUGGAGACGAUGAAGAUGAUGAUGAUAGUGAGGAUGAUAGUGAUGUGGAUGAAGGGGAAAAUUCCAAGUCUUCUGUCAUAACAGCUGAGGAACUGCAGCAACGAAUAAAUUCUGGAGAUGGACUAAACUCUGAAAUCAUCAAAAAGGUCAAGAAGAAAAUACAAAAGCGUUGUUGGGGUUGUCUUGGUGACAGCAAUGAUGACUUUGAUGAAUUAGUUGAGUGUGACAGUUGUGGAGUUACUGUUCAUGAAAAGUGUUAUGGUAUGUCUGAUAGUGACAGCCUGGCUAGUGUAGAUUCCUCCAACCCUGAUUUACCAUGGUUCUGUGAUGCAUGUCGAGCUGGAGUUAAGGACCCUCCUUGUGAGCUAUGUCCAAACUCAGGUGGCAUUUUCAAAGAAACAGAUGUAGGGCGGUGGGUGCACCUAGUGUGUGCUUUAUAUAUCCCUGGUCUGUUCCCAUCUGAUGGUGAAAAGCUUUCUUUGUUCAAAAUGCCUUAUGCUAAGUAUGGAGCCAAGCUGUGUACUUUGUGUGAAGAUGAGCGUCUCGCAAGGACUGGUGUUUGUAUUGAGUGUGACGCUGGCAUGUGUCGCACUUAUUUCCAUGCCUCAUGUGCUCAGAAAAUGGGGCUACUCCAAGAGGCACAUCCAGAAGAAACUGAAACUGUAGAUAAGUUUUAUGCCCAUUGCAAACUUCACUCUGAUAAAACUCAAAUUAAACGUCGACGUCAAAAUUUCAUUCUUUUGCAAGAGCGUUUGAAAGAGAGAAAUCAGGAACAAGAAAGCAAGGACAAAAACGAAUUGGAAAGAAUUCAAAGAAAAUUCCGGAAAGCUUGUAGUCACUUUCUAGAUCAUCGCACUGCUGUUUCCAAUGCCUUCAUUCCACCAUCCCAAAAAAUGCCUCGCGCAUUGAUAACAUCUGCAACCGCUUGCCGUUUGUUAUGGCGCAAAGGUGAGCUUGCUGGGUUAAAUACUCAAGCCAUGGAAAUUCAGGAGACACAGAUAGCAUCUUUAAAAGAUGUUAACCGUAAAUGGCAUAUACCAGCAUCUUUUAGUGUUGAAUUUAUUGCCUACUUUCUGGAUCGAGUUGGAAGGAUUACAAAAAUGAAGAAGCAACUGCAAGAUUUUGUUGAAGAUAAUGCGCGUCUUCUCAAUGAACAGAAAGCUAGUGGAGAAAAAUAUGAACAGUUGAUCAAUGUAAAGUCCAUUGAAGAUGAAAAGAACAAAGCUUUGAAAGCAAAGAUUAAAAUGCUCCAUGGGAUUAUUCAAACAAUUUGUCCUAAAAAGAAUAUACCUGCCAUAGAGUCUAUUGGCAAACCUCAUUCCACCAUGAAUCAUUUUCCCCAAGGUGUCCCAACUGCUGCAGCCUUAAAAGCAUUUCCUAUGCCUGGAGAACAAGGGCCCCCCUCCGCCCUUACCAUAACAGCAAAUUCAAAGGCUGUUAAUGUCUCAGGAGGAGCUGAAAUAUCUACUGGGUCUGGUGUUUCCAGUUCCUCAACACCUGCUGCAGUAUUGGGGCCUUGUGGAAAAUGCCAUCAGAGCAAUGAUCCUCAUCUCUUAGCUCAUUGUGAUAAUUGCAAACAGUAUUAUCAUUUAGGUUGUCUAAAUCCACCUCUCACAAGAAUGCCCAAGAAGACAAAGCUAUUUGGAUGGCAAUGCUCUGAAUGUGAUAAAGAGUCGUCAGGAUCUGAUGUCCCUUGCUUGGAUCCUGAAGCCCCAAGGAAGUUAAGGCGGAAGUCUGAUAAAAGUUCUUUGCCGCUGUCAGUCAAAUCUGAUGGUGAAGCUUCUAUUAUUGACACUACUCUAAACUCAUCUAGUGCAUCUAUUGGUGUAAUCGACAGGGGCAAUGAUGCUGAUGUAGAAACUGCUGUGGGAAGUAACAGUGAUGGUAAAGUAAAGGCAGCAAAGAAGAGGAGGAAAGAAAAACGUCAUUCACCUGAACUUGGUCCAGAUGGUAUCAGUGUUGAACGUAAGAGAAAAAGAAAGAAGAAAAGCUUUGAUCAUGAAAAUUGGCAAGUAGAAGGUACACCUCCUCAUCCUCAGCCUCAUGUUCCCAAAAUAAAGAUUAAAACUAUAACCCCGAGUGGUGAAGGACAAACUGUGCAGACUUACGUUGCAUCAGCUAUGACAAGUGAUGAUGAUGUGUACCAUCCCAUUCCGGCAGUAUCGGGGGUUCAGUUGCUUCCACCUAUACAAAGUGUUUCUCAGUUUGAACCUGUUAACAACUCAGUAACAAGUGCUGUGACUGGCACCAUUCCAAAUCCCACAAAUAGUCGCCCCCAGAGACAGUCAGGAGGGAAAAAAACUAAAGUCGAAGACCUUUUGACUCAAUGUGAUCAGUGCCAAGGUCCUGGUUCAAAAGAAAAUCUUGUAAGAUGUGAUGAAUGUCAAAAAUGCUAUCAUUUUCAUUGCCUUGACCCUCCUGUGAAAAAGUCCCCAAAGAUUCGAGGGUAUUCGUGGCAUUGUGCAGACUGUGAUCCCUCCGAUUCAUCUACUUCAUCCAAGAAGUAAACAUUCACUAAGGCAAUUGCUGCACUUGUGAUUAAUCUUUGGUUCAAAAUACUUCUUUUCCCUCAGAGAAGCAAGGAGACUUGGAAGUAUUUUGAGAAAGUAGUUCUCUUUUACUUUUUGAUAAGAUUCCAACAUAGCUAUGAAUUUUGUCGUUGAAUAUUUCUUGAUUUUUUACCAGCUGGUAAACAUGUCUGCUGAAAUUGUUCGUAGAAUAAUUUCUCAGGUUUUAUUUAAUGGAUUGUGAAACUUUGGUACUUUCUAUCUCUGGUCAAUCCUUUUAUAACAUAUCCCUGAUAUGUUUUUAUUGGUAUUUUAUAUGACUUCUGAGUAAAUGAGGUGUAAGUUAUUUACAUUGUGAAGAUCAUCAACUGAAAGUCCUCCCUUUGGUUUGAUGUUCCUAUAAGAUGAAUUGUGUGUAUUGUAAUGCUUGGAUUUUGAUCUGUAAAUAAUUGAUGUGAGGGCCACCUCUUCUACUUUCUCCUUAAUUUAUAUGGAAAUGAAUGAAAUUGUUUGUUACUGGAAAGUAAUAAAUGUCUCUUGAAAAAGUACAA